AAAUAUCGUCCACCAUGUUCACCGUAAACAAUCCCGACCGGCUUAAGCUGCUGCAUCACACCGAGGAACAGCGUAAUCUAAAACCGGGACAAUGUAACAAAUUCCUGCACGUUGUAAUCGAUCCGGACUUUCUGGAGGCGCCACACGGGGCUCAGGUACUUUCGAAGCUUACCGAACUCGGAUGCCGGUACGAACUGACGCCUCAACCUGUACCCUGCACGAUAACCUUUUACCGUACCAUGGCGGCUAAACUGACCGCCGAUGGUGCCCUGUCGGACACGAAGUUUGAUGAACCGUUUGCCGUUCAUCUGCUCGACGGCGGCACAUUCGUUACAUCCGUGCGCAACCGUCAGCUACUGGCCACGGUACGAAGUGUGAAGGAACAGCUUCCGAACCGUCGACUGAGUUUGGUAGUUUUCGGACUGGUCAGCUACUGCCGGGUACAUCGUGGUUGCGUUGGACGACGAGAGACGGAACAAGCGCUCACGGAGGUGCAACUGUUCGAGGACACAUCCCACCAGCUGCUGGAAACGGACGAACAGGUGGCAAACUUCGUGGCCCAACUGUCACGCAGUAUCGCGGAACGACCUUACAAGCAGCAACAGAUGGACAAAUACAGCUCCGAACAGGUGUACCUUGGCAAUGAGAAGAAAGGAUGCGUACGCGUAGAAGGUACGGCUGGACUCCAGCAACUCUACCAAGCGCAACUCAUCAAAAUUCCUUCGGUUACGCUGGAAAUAGCGGAAGCUAUCAUGAGCGUUUACCCAACGCUUAACUCACUGCUGCAAGCGUUCCGAAAAGCCGACCAGGAAGCACCCACCCUGCUGUCAAACAUUUCGAUCCGCAGAGCCGGUGGACCGAUUACAACAUCCAACCGACGUAUCGGUCCCGAGUUGAGCCGCAAAAUUUACUUGAUGUAUGUUUCGAUGAAUCCCAAACAAGAGCUAUGA
This is a messenger RNA of Anopheles maculipalpis, 950 nucleotides long. RefSeq names its product crossover junction endonuclease EME1 (gene mms4). The coding region runs from base 15 to 950 and encodes 311 amino acids. Gene Ontology annotation, biological process: replication fork processing; mitotic intra-S DNA damage checkpoint signaling; double-strand break repair. The transcript has a single exon. Gene Ontology annotation, cellular component: nucleus; Holliday junction resolvase complex. The record is from RefSeq and is a predicted model, not a curated record. Gene Ontology annotation, molecular function: DNA binding; nuclease activity. Lineage: Eukaryota; Metazoa; Arthropoda; Insecta; Diptera; Culicidae.